AUGGCGGCGAAAAACAAGCACCGUAAAAAGUCCAAAGCGAGCGGUAAUAAAGUGACAUUUCACCCCGCAGACAACGACAUGGAGGCCGAAAACAGCGGCGGGGAGGAAGCGGAAGGUCCGGCGGCUGAUGGCGGUGAAGACAGACGGAAGAAGAAAGAAGAAGAAGAAGAGAUCAGUCUGGACGAGAUUCUACAGCUCGGAGGAACGCAGGCGGACUACGUUCUGCUCGCCGGCCUGAACGACUGCAACGAGCUCGUUGACGGAGGAAAGAAAGGAGCGAUAGACGACCUGGAGGACGGCGAGCUCGAGAAGUUCAUCGCCAAGCUCGGCGUCCGGGCGUUCGCGGGACUGCAGAGCAUCCCGGACGAACCCGAGGAAGAACCGGAGGGCGCAGGAGGCGAGGAGGAGGAAAGUAAAACGGUAGAAACGAAGAAAACAGAGGAAGAAACCGCUCAGCAGAAAGUGAAGAAGGAGGAGAGACUGAAGGCGAAAAAGAAGAAAGACGCGGCGAAGACGAAGAAGAAGCAGAACGUGAACGUGUUCGAGUUCCAGAAGAGGCCGGUGCUGCUGAUCAAACCCGGAGGGAAGUGGUUCGAUCUGGACUACACUGCCGAGGCCUCCUCCGCCCAGCAGGACCCGUCACUGGUGACCCAGUACAAGGCGCUCGCCCAGCAGCUGUACGAGGCCGACGUGGCGCUCUACAAGAGCAAGAAGAACCUGCAGAAGGGUGCCAACUCCAACUGGAUGAAGACGGUCGUCUCCUCCGGCGUGCUGGCGGACCGGAUGGCGGCCAUGACGGUGCUGAUCCAGGACGCGCCGGUGCACACGCUGGAGCACGUGGAGAACCUGGUGUCCAUGGUGAAGAAGAAGGGCAGCCGGCGGAUGGGCCUGAUGGCGCUGGACACGCUGCGCGAGCUGCUGCUGUCCGACCUGCUGCCGGAGGGCAGGAAGCUCCACCCCUUCUCCCAGCGGCCCUUCGACCUGUUGGAGGAGAAGGCCAGCGGCAACCGGGACGCCCGCGACCGCCACCUCGUCCUCUGGUACUUCGAGCACCACCUGAAGCACCACGUGGCCGAGUUCGUGGCGGCCCUGGACUCGGUGGCCCACGACACGGUGGCGGCCACCAAGGCCAAGGCGCUGGCCACCGCCUACGAGAUGCUGUGCGGCCGCCCGGAGCAGGAGAGGGCGCUGCUGGGCCAGGUGGUCAACAAGCUGGGCGACCCCGAGUACAAGACGGCGGCCAAGGCGUCCUACCUGCUGGAGUCGCUGCUGCACAAGCACCCCAACAUGAAGGCGGUGGUGUGCUGCGAGGUGGAGCGGCUCAUGUUCCGGCCCAACAUCAGCGCCAAGGCGCAGUACUACGCCGUGUGCUUCCUCAGCCAGGUGAUGCUGAGCCACGACGAGGCGCUGCUCGCCGCCAAGCUCAUCGCCAUCUACUUCUCCUUCUUCCGCGCCUGCGUCAAGAAGAAGGACAUCGAGUCCAAGAUGCUGAGCGGGCUGCUGUCGGGCGUGAACCGGGCGUAUCCCUACGCCGGCUCCGGGGACGAGAAGGUGAGGGAGCAGCUGGACACGCUGUUCAAGGUGGUGCACCUGGUGAAGUUCAACACGGCCGUGCAGGCGCUCAUGCUGCUCUUCCAGGUGAUGGACUCCCAGCAGAGCGUCUCCGACCGGUACUACGUGGCUCUGUACAGGAAGCUUCUGGACCCUGGUCUGUCGUCGUCCACCAGACAGAGCAUGUUCCUGAACCUUCUGUAUAAAUCCCUGAAGGCCGACAUGGUGCUGCGUCGGGUCAAAGCGUUUGUGAAGCGUCUGCUGCAGGUCAGCGCUGAGCAGAGCGCCAGCUUCUCCUGCGGAGCGUUGUUCCUGGUGUCAGAGGUGAUGAAGGCCAAGCCGGGCCUCAGGGUCCUGCUGCAGGAGGACGGGGACGGAGAGGAGGAGGAGUUCAAAGACCUCGCUGAGGAGAAGGAAGAGGGUGACGAUGAUGAAGAGGAAUGCUUUGUUGACGCCGACAAACUGGAGGAAGGAGCGAGUGUAGAGCCAGAGGCGGCGGAGCCAGAGGUGGCAAAGCCCACUGCAUCAUGGGUACACCACCAGAACCUGGAAGGAGGGAAGAGCCAGCAGAGCUACGACCCGCUGCACAGAAACCCGUUAUUCUGCGGCGCCGACCACACGACUCUGUGGGAACUACAGAGACUCUCCGUACAUUUCCACCCGUCAGUGUCGCUGUUUGCAAAAACGCUCCUGGAGGGAGGCUCCAUCCAGUACUCCGGGGACCCUCUGCAGGACUUCACCCUCAUCAGGUUCUUGGACCGCUUCGUCUUCAGGAACCCCAAACAGCUGAAGGGGAGACAAAACACCGACUCUGCGGCGCUGACGCCCAAACAGAGGUUCCCUCUCAACUCUGUACCGGUGAACUGUGAGGAGUUUCUGGUUAAAGAAGAGAGUCAGAUCCCCGUGGAGGAGAUCUUCUUCCAUCGUUACUUCAGGAAGCGUCGGCAGCAGAAGCAGCUUCAGGGCCGUCGUCCUCGAGGAGACGGAGACAACGAGAGCGUGGAGGACGUCGACGACGAGGAGUUCGAGCAGAUGCUCGAUUCCUGUGAAGGAGACUCGUACUUCACCGAGAUGACCGUCGAUGAUCUGGACUUUGCAGGGAACGUGAAGAGUAAGAAGAGUAAGAAAGGAGCCGAGGACUCGGAGGACUCGGACGACUCGGACGUGGACGACCUGGACGACGAGGAGGUGUCUCUGGGCAGCAUGGACGAGGAAGACUUCGGAGAUGAGCUGGAGGAGGAAGGAGGAACCUUCGUGGAUCCUGAUGGAGGCGGAGACGACGAUGAUGAUGAAGAAGAAGUUCCAGAGCUGGAGGAUGACGACGCAUUCGGCGAGUCGGACGAUGAGAUGGAAGCUCCAGACAUCACUCCUCGAACCAAGAAGAUGAAAAGGAAAUCCUCCUCCGAGCUCGACUUCUCCGAGUCUUCAGAGUCGAAACCGGGGAAGAAGAAGAAGAAGAAGAAAGGAAGGAAAGAUGCUGCCAUAUUUGCUUCCGCUGAAGAGUUUGGCUCCCUGUUGGAUGAGAACGCCGGCUCCAAGUUUGAUAACAUUGGAGUGAACGCGAUGGCAAACACUGACAAAGCAGCCCUGAAGCAGUUGAAAUGGGAAGCGCAUCGGGACGACUGGAUGCAAGACCGCGACGCCAAGACGAUGCGCAGGAAGAAGACCGCGUUCAACAAGAAGAGGACCUUCGGUCAUGUCAGGGCCGGAGGCAAGACGUUCGGGAACAAGAGGAGGAAGUAGCAGCUGCCGUGUGUUCGUGGAUUUUUGAACUGACAACUUCAUUCCUGUUUGAGCGACCACGCGUCGUGGUCUUUCUCUCGGAUGCCGUGGACUCCUGCCCACUCAUUGGACCGGUAGUAAACUAGGAGGAAACACACAAGAAGAAAGUGGUUUUAAAAAUCAAAGACUUUUAUUCAUACUGCCCCGAUGUAAGAAGACAUGUACAUCAACAGAAAUAAAAAAUAUUUAACGUU
Messenger RNA from Anarrhichthys ocellatus (wolf-eel), 3527 nucleotides. It is a transcript of the gene cebpz, whose product is annotated as CCAAT enhancer binding protein zeta. The record is from RefSeq and is a predicted model, not a curated record. Gene Ontology annotation, cellular component: nucleus. Bases 1 to 3294 code for a protein of 1097 amino acids. The transcript has 17 exons. Lineage: Eukaryota; Metazoa; Chordata; Actinopteri; Perciformes; Anarhichadidae.